Molecule: messenger RNA, 2800 nt
Organism: Anolis sagrei ordinatus
Lineage: Eukaryota; Metazoa; Chordata; Lepidosauria; Squamata; Anolidae
Gene: SKP1
Product: S-phase kinase associated protein 1
Biological process (GO): SCF-dependent proteasomal ubiquitin-dependent protein catabolic process
Cellular component (GO): cytoplasm; nucleus
Molecular function (GO): cullin family protein binding
Source: RefSeq, a predicted model, not a curated record
CCCCCAGAACUAUAAAAGGCGUGCGGCGGCGCGCGACCUGAGCGCGCUAGGGUUUAGUGUCGAGGCGGGUGGAGCUACGAGGCGUUGCUGCCGCAGCUGCGUUCACGAUGCCUUCAAUUAAACUGCAGAGUUCUGAUGGAGAAAUAUUUGAAGUUGAUGUUGAAAUUGCAAAACAGUCUGUAACCAUAAAGACCAUGUUGGAAGAUUUGGGGAUGGAUGAUGAAGGGGAUGACGAUCCUGUUCCUCUUCCAAAUGUUAAUGCAGCCAUAUUAAAAAAGGUGAUCCAGUGGUGCACUCAUCAUAAAGAUGACCCACCUCCCCCUGAAGAUGAUGAGAACAAAGAGAAACGAACAGAUGACAUCCCUGUGUGGGACCAAGAAUUUCUUAAAGUAGACCAAGGAACUCUCUUUGAACUAAUUUUGGCUGCAAACUACUUAGACAUCAAAGGCUUGUUGGAUGUGACAUGCAAAACUGUUGCAAAUAUGAUUAAGGGAAAAACACCAGAAGAAAUCCGCAAGACCUUCAAUAUCAAGAAUGACUUCACUGAAGAAGAGGAAGCCCAGGUACGCAAAGAGAACCAGUGGUGUGAAGAGAAGUGAAGUCUUGUGCCUGACACCCAGUGACACUGUAAGGAUCGUUCCAAAUACUGGUUGCACUGCUCUGUUUAUAAUUGUUAAUAUUAGACAACUGCAACAGCAAAUGAAGUUGUACUAGUCGGGUGUUGUUCCCUUUGCAUGUGUAAUGUUUGAAAUAUAGAUUCAAAUCCUAUGGUUUAGUUUUUACCAGUGUAAUCUGAUACCUUUUCCUCUGCUCUGAAUAAAACAAAACUAAGUGUGGACUCUGUAUGGCAAUUAGCACUGCUGCAAAAUUAGUCUUUCCAUGCUUUUAAAUGUGUCACUGUAAGAUUAAAAUAUGUAGGAUUUCCGAAACAUCUGACAUUGUAAAUAAAACCACUUACAAAAGUUUUCUGAAACAGAAUUAAUGAAGCCUAUUUUAUUCAUAGACCAGUGGCUUCUAAGAACUACAGGAUAUCCCAGAAAACUCAUUGGAAGAAUUGUUUAGGAUUUUGUUGGUGGCCCAACUGCCCAGCAAACGCUGAGAACUUUGCUCACUAAAGAUACAUUCUGAUGGCAUAAUAAAGGCUUGGUUGAGGCAUUAAGAGACGUAUUUAAACCCUUCUUAUAGCCAGAUAACAAAGGUUAUGCUCGUUAAUGGAAAUUAUUUCCAAAACCAACAGAAUUAAUUCCACUAUGCUAUCAAAAUCAAACUACCAAAGUUAACCGUUCUUGGACAAUGAAUAUUGGUGCCUGCUACUAGGCAAGCUACACUAUUGUCCAGUGUUUUCUUGAAAUGUUUUAUAGUUCUGUGAAAGUUGUUAGCCUGCAGUGCUGCACAGGCAGUCAGAUUGCAGUGACUUGUCACUGCGUAUACACAGUGUGGUGAUGUGCCAUUUGAUGGUUGUCUAGGAAAAACCACUUGUAGGUAGCUGAAUAACUUUCAGAUUUUACAGUUCCCUUGUAGGGAUUAGGGAAGUGAUAUGCAGUAAGUUUGUUUUGCAUUCCAUUUUAUGUAUGUACACUAGAGUAGAAUAAUUUUUAAUAAAUAUUCUUAACUUCAAAAGAUCCAUGGUGACCUUUCAACAUUUAAUAUGGGGGGGGGGGGGAAACAACUGAGAAGUGGAAACGGUGGCAAUGUUGGGGGAAGCAGGGGGCAGCAGGAUAGGCCUUGGAGUGAGGCAGAUUUGUGGUGCAAGGCAGAAAAGACAGAUGGCCAGGAAAGGAGAUGAAGAAGAGGAAAACGAUGAGAAGAACAACAAUGCAGGAGAUUUUUUGCAGCAGCAGAGACUGCACAUACAUGCCUGCGAGGGGAGGCAUCUUAAAAUAGUGGUAGUUUUUCCAGUUUCAUGGAAACAUUGAAGGUAAACUGUCUCUUGAAGUCUUCCCAUAAUAUGUCCAGCAGUAUUAUCCGUUUCCCAUUUUCACUGUAGGUAAAAGAAUUGAGCUGUUUGUGUGCAUCGCCUCCUCCCCUCUUUUAUGGCAGUUAUUGCUCAAGAGAAUCAAGAAGACAGUGGUUCUUAACCUUUUAUUUAUCGUGGACUUCCUUUAAAUGUUUUUGUUGCCCUUGACCAUCAAAACAUAGCUCAAAGAUUUAUAAACCUAAAUUGCAUCGAAUAUUUAAAGUUGUUUUUCCAAGGUUUUCACAUUUGUAGAAAAUUGAGAAGUAAAUAAAUGCUUAGGCUUCAGCUAUCAGCAUCCUCCAUGCCAGCUGUCCCGGAGGAUAAUGGGAGUUGUAUUACCUGACAUUCAGCUUUUGUCUGUUUGAGCCAGGUGUGGAUGCAGUGGUGUAGUUGGCAAUGGGCUCCUGUGGGUCAUUGGAGUUAAUGGUGGAGACCUCAAUGCACUCAGAGAUGUUCCCACUGGCAAUUGGGUUCUCUCUGCCGCCACUCCAUUUCCCACUUGGCCCUUCUUGUUUGCUCUUGGCUUCGGCACUGUCCUUGGAUUGGGUGGUGGUGUUUAAUUUGUUGGGGGCUUAGAUUCACAAGAUCUAUGUCUCACCAAUCAUCAGAUCUGUCCAUGUCACACUUACUUCCUCUACACAGAUGAUACCACUGUCUGACUGUCCUUAUGACUUACUGUUUCCUUGUUUUAACUGUAAAAGCUCAUAGCAUUUAUUUCAGCUUUUGUGGAUCCCCUGAAUGUCUAGAGGAUUUGUUUGUGUGUAUGUUUUCUACACCUCUCUCAAUCCAGAAAGGAUUUUGUGAUCAUAAAAGGUGAAAUUGCAGUAAACAUUUUCGACCUUU